AAUUAAUAUAAUGUCUGAGUCAGACUCUUUAAAAGAAUUUCUAAAAAGCAGAAAAAUAAACAUUGAAGAGUUAGAGCCAAACGCUAGAGAUGACUUCGACCUUGAUGCUAUCGAGGCGAAGAAAAUCGAGAACUCAAGAGUAGAGAAUUACCCAAUCACAACAAAAGAAGUUCAAAAGCUAAAUAUGGAAAUCAGUGCAAGGACUAUCUUUGCCAACUAUGAAGGAUGCUUCAAUAUCUGAAAUGCUGGCGACACUGGUAUAGGUAUCAUGAACAUGGAAGAGAGUACGUGUAUGAGAAACUGUCAUGCAAAGCUUGAUACAAUGUCUGCAUUAACUCUUGAAGGAACCAAAGCACAGAAGUUUUUCAAUAAGAACAAAGCUUUCCUCAAGAAACAUGAUCCUGAAUUUAAGAACUAUGAUUAUGAUCCUCUCACUAAAGAGCUUGAUAGAUUUAAGGGAAAAUUCUAUGGAAAUGUGGAUAGACCACUUAUCUAA
Molecule: messenger RNA, 496 nt
Organism: Moneuplotes crassus
Lineage: Eukaryota; Ciliophora; Spirotrichea; Euplotida; Euplotidae
Source: the annotation of a GenBank genome assembly